Heterostelium album PN500 is the source of this 372-nucleotide messenger RNA. RefSeq lists its product as uncharacterized. NCBI's taxonomy places the organism in Eukaryota, Evosea, Eumycetozoa, Acytosteliales, Acytosteliaceae. The record is from RefSeq and is a predicted model, not a curated record. The transcript has 4 exons. The coding region runs from base 1 to 372 and encodes 123 amino acids.
AUGUUCAAAAAAUAUGGUUUUAGUUUUUACUGUGUAUAUAUUGUUGGUUUUCCAAGUUCCUUCGAUUUCAGCAAGAUAGCCUGUUCCAACUGGUGUCACACAACUCCAAAAAUUAAACUUCCUUCGCAGGUAUCUCCUCAUCCUGUAAACUCUCUCGAAUCUGUUGCAACCAAGUCUGUUCCAUUCAUAUUGAUUACUUAUAUAUUUGAAUACAUCUUACUUUUACUUUACUACGAUUGUACUCAACUCAAACCAACUCAACCACACAUUACCACUAUGAUGCAAUAUAUUCAUCCUCGAAGAGGAUAUUUGGAAGAAGUAGAACAGCAAGACGAAUUAGAAGAGGAACACCAAUUAGAUACUACUCUUUGA